AUGGGGGACGAUCCGGGGAGGCUUUAUCGUUUGGAUGGAGUUGCUCAUAUCGCUGGGGUGAUCAACGACGAGCCUCGGCGUUGCAUAUCCAGCGUUAGGCGGCAGCAGGGGAUGCGUCUUGAUGAGAGAUACGUUCCGUACUUGCAGAUGGCCGGCUUGUACCAUCUUGCGAGACUGAACGACAGAUGGUUCCGACUAGACGAGCCUCUAGUCAGUGCAUUGGUGGAGAGGUGGCGGCCUGAGACACACACCUUCCACAUGCCGUUCGGAGAGUGCACCAUCACGCUUCAGGACGUCGCAUACCAGCUGGGGUUGCCGGUGGACGGUCAUUACGUUAGUGGUUGUCUGAAAGACUUCCACCUAUACAUUGAGGGUGGGAGGCCUGCUUGGACGUGGUUCCAUGAGUUGCUCGGUGUCUUACCUCCUGAAAACCAAAUUAAAAAAUUCGCAGUCAACUGCACAUGGUUCCAGGAGACAUUUGGAGAGUGUCCCGACGGGGCUGACGAUGAGACAGUUAGGCGCUUUGCCCGUGCCUAUAUCAUGGUGUUGUUGGGGACGCAGCUGUUUGCCGACAAGUCCGGCAAUCACAUGUGGUAA
Arachis ipaensis is the source of this 597-nucleotide messenger RNA. Lineage: Eukaryota; Viridiplantae; Streptophyta; Magnoliopsida; Fabales; Fabaceae. The record is from RefSeq and is a predicted model, not a curated record.